This is a messenger RNA of Penicillium cinerascens, 1023 nucleotides long. Its product is annotated as putative proline-rich, actin-associated protein Vrp1. The coding region runs from base 1 to 1023 and encodes 340 amino acids. Gene Ontology annotation, molecular function: actin binding. Lineage: Eukaryota; Fungi; Ascomycota; Eurotiomycetes; Eurotiales; Aspergillaceae. The transcript has 2 exons. The record is from RefSeq and is a predicted model, not a curated record.
AUGCCUCCUCCCCCGCCGCCCCCUCCUCCGCCGCCGCCUGGAGGGUUAGGUGGCCCUCCCCCGCCGCCUCCUCCAGGAAACUUGCCAAACCGACCAUCGAAGAAUGAAGCAAAGGACCGAGGCGCACUACUCAAUGAUAUCCACAAAGGCACUCGAUUGAAGAAGGCUGUCACCAAUGAUAGAUCUGCGCCGAUUAUCUCGAAGGGCGGAGGAGGUUCAGCUGCACCUCCGGUUGGAGCUGCGCCGCCAGUUCCCGGAGGAGUGAAACCGCCCUCCGGACUCGCUCCGCCGGUCCCCCCUGCGAAUAGAUUACGAAGCAACAGUGAAGGAGUGUCUGGGUCAGAUGGCAUGGCGGGAGCUCCAGCAGCUCAAUUAGGUGGUCUUUUUGCCGGUGGAAUGCCCAAAUUGCGUAGCCGCGGUGGUGUCGACACAGGUGCCAAUCGAGAUUCACCAUACAUGUCAGAUUCCGAGGCUGCGCGCCGGGCACCUUCUGCGCCAGCUCCCAAACCUCCUACAGCUCCCCGACCACCUGGCGCUCGACCACCAGCUCCGCCGCCGGCUACCGAAUCUCCACCUGCUCCAUCUGUGAAUCCGUUGGUCGCUCAUUUGAAAAAACCCCCUCCGCGACCCGCGGGAAGGCCGUCAUCUUUAGUGUCUGCAGCAUCUGGCAAGGGUGCUCCAGAAGCUCCUCCUCCACGAGCCCCUCCACCUCCCCCAGGAGGCAAGGCACCGCCGCCUCCUGCAUCCCGCAAGCCCUCUGGGGCACCUCCCCCGCCUCCUUCAGUAGCUAGUCCGGGAGCUCCUCCUCCCCCUCCCCCCUUCUGCUCCUCCAACCACUACACGGGGAGCUCCUCCUCCCCCGCCACCCGGUGGCCCGCCAUCGAUAGCCGCCCAAGCAGCUCGGUCUGCUUUGAACAACAGCAGCUCACCCGGGGCGGCACCUCCUCCUCCACCACCUUCUGCCGCGCCUGCAGCUCCACCUCCACCUCCACCAGCCUCAGCUCCUCUCGCUCCGACAAGUGA